AUGAGGCGCCUCCAAGAAGCCGAAGGCCGCGAGGAACGUGAAGCAGCUUCUGCAGCGGAAAAGGCUCGACGAGCAGCUGUAGAAGAAGAAAUUCGGGAAAGAGCGAGACAAGAACGGGAGGAACGGAAGGCAGAGGAGAAGCGGGAAGCGGGUUUGGAGGCUGAGAGGAGGGAACGGGUGGUUACGUUUGUGAAGGAGAAGAUGAGGGAAAUAGGGGCCGUGGAUCUUGUGGAUGCGGCGUGGAAGGAGGGUAAGGAUAGGGUCUGGGUUGAAAGAUUGAUCAGGGCGAGUGGGCUUAUGCAGCAGUUGCAGAAGGAAGGGGGGCAUGUUAUGAUUACGGGGCGGGAUUGGCUUGUUAGGAUCGACGAGGAUGUUAUGGCGAGAGCUUAUGCAGAGGCCGAGCAACUUGGGGAGAGGAAUGGUGGUAAAGUCGGAUUCGAAGAGUUUGGAGGGAUACUAGAGAGGGCGGUCCUAGGGAGGGCGGCCGCUUAG
Messenger RNA from Alternaria atra, 492 nucleotides. RefSeq lists its product as uncharacterized. The record is from RefSeq and is a predicted model, not a curated record. Bases 1 to 492 code for a protein of 163 amino acids. NCBI's taxonomy places the organism in Eukaryota, Fungi, Ascomycota, Dothideomycetes, Pleosporales, Pleosporaceae. The transcript has a single exon.